AUGAGCUCCAAAGACAGCGGCAACCCUGGUGUAAUCAGCAACUCUACUCGGCAGAUAGUUAUUAUUGCUGACAAGUAUGUUGUGGAGAAAGAGAUAGGGAGAGGUUCGUUUGCUAUAGUUUACAAAGGCCAUCUGCUCACAAACCGAGAUCAGAAUGUUGCCGUCAAAGCUGUGUCCCGGUCUAAACUAAAAAAUAAGAAGCUCCUAGAGAAUUUAGAGAUCGAGAUUGCUAUUCUAAAGAAGAUCAAACACUCACAUAUCGUUGGAUUACUCGAGUGCGAAAGAACGGCUACUGAUUUUUAUCUUAUGAUGGAGUAUUGCGCCCUUGGGGACUUAACUUUCUUUAUUAAGAAACGAAAGAGCCUUGUUGAUAAACAUCCCUUACUUCGGACAUUGUUUGAAAAAUAUCCGUCGCCUAGUGAGCAGCACAAUGGUUUGAAUAGAGUGCUAGUUGUCAAUUAUUUGCAACAGUUAUCUUCUGCUUUAAAGUUUUUAAGGUCAAGGAAUUUAGUUCAUAGGGAUAUCAAGCCACAGAAUCUAUUACUUUCUACACCAUUGGUCGAUUACAAUGAUCCACAGGUAUUCCACGAAAGAGGGUUUGUGGGCAUCUACAACUUACCUAUAUUAAAGAUUGCUGAUUUUGGAUUUGCAAGGUUUCUUCCAAACACCUCUCUUGCUGAGACUUUAUGCGGAUCACCAUUAUAUAUGGCACCCGAGAUUUUGAAUUACCAAAAGUAUAAUGCUAAAGCAGAUUUGUGGUCUGUAGGAACCGUGUUAUAUGAAAUGUGCUGCGGAAAGCCUCCAUUCAAAGCAUCAAAUCAUCUAGAGUUAUUUCAGAAAAUUAAAAAAGCCAAUGACGUGAUAAGUUUUCCUAAACACGUUGAAUUAGAACCUGCUAUGGUUGAAUUAAUAUGCGGUUUGCUAACAUUUGAACCAGCUAAGAGAAUGGGAUUUAGUGAAUUUUUUGGGGAUGAACUUGUAAAUGAAGAUUUAUCGAUUUACGAAAUAGAAUCCGAGCCAGAUCUGGCGACAAAAUCAAAGAACGUUACAGAAAGCAAUAUGUUUAUAUCGGAGUACCUAUCCAUAGCUGAACGUUCAAGGAAGUCAACACCUAUGUAUUUAGCUAAUACAGACGCUAUAGAAGAUCCACAAAUAUUGCGAACAGAGCACCAACAAGAACAAGAACAACAACUGCAGCAGCAAACACAACAACAACAACAACAACAACAACAACAACAACAACAACAACAACAACAACAACAACAACAACAACAACAACAACAACAACAACAACAACAACAACAACAACAACAACAACAACAACAACAACAACAACAACAAGUACAAACAAAAGAACAAGAGCAAGAAGAGCAAGAAGAGCAACAAGAACAAGAGCAACCACCACAACCACAAUCACAACGACAAAAGCAACCACAGUAUCAACAACCACAACAACAGCCACAGUACCAACAACAUGACCAUGAACAACAAGAACAACAAGACCAACAACAAGACCACGAACAAGACCAACAAGAAGACCAACAAGAAGAUCAACAAGAAGAUCAACAAGAAGAUCAACAACAAUACCAAGAACAACCACAGCAGCCACAAUCUUUCUCACAACAGUUUCAGACGUCCUUCCAACAGAAAAUACAAAACGUACAGCAGCAUCAGACACAACUCAAAAUUAAACAUAUUUCUAGUAAGGACUUGAAGCCAUUACAAGGAGAAAAGAAAGCUCUUUCGGCACCUAAUACUAACAUAGAUACAAAAAAUUCUAGGAUAACUGAGAAGACAAAGAGUUCUUAUUCUGAUUUGCUACUUGAGAAGGAAUAUGUUGUGGUGGAGAAAAAGAGUGUUGAAGUAAAUGCCUUAGCUGAUGAAUUCGCUCAUGCCGGUUCUGGGGCCCAAGCUAUAAGUUUACCCGAUCAGUACAUACAUGACGUUUCUCAAACAAAUCAGUUUACUCGUCAUUCAUCCAGUCCAUCUGGUAUGGCAAGCACCCCCAAACAGACUUUUUUACGUCGUAAUUCGAGAACAUUCUCUUCCGGUGGCGGGUCCACCUCCAGACGCCCUUCUCUAGUUGAUCGCAGGUUAUCUAUAAGCUCGUUAGGGGCUACAAAUGCAUUAUCAAAGGCAUUGGUGAUCGCAUCAUUAAGAUUAUUUGGGAAUAGUCAACAGCAAUCUAAUAAUGGAACAGCAGCCAUCAAACAAGUAUCUAAUGUGUCUCCACUAUUAAAUCCUCAAACCUUCCAAGACAUGACUGAACAUGUCGUGCUGACCGCUGAUCAUCAAUGGGAUAAUUCUAAAGUUAAUGAGAUAAGCCAAGAUGAUGUCAUUGUUCGCGCUUUGGAGAACUUGACUGCAAAAGCGUUUGUAAUAUACUCCUUUGCAGAGGUUAAGUUUUCCCAAGUGAUCCCAUUGCCACCUAACUCUACACACGACACCUUUUCCAUCCACAAAAGGCUAAGUAAUGGGAGUUGCGUUAUAGAAGACGAAGAUGAAGAUGAAGAACUGGAUUCUCCAUCAACAGGAGAGCCUAUGAGAAAGAGUUCUUCUAGUGGGAAUAUAAACAGUGGGACAUAUAAUCAGUUUUCUUUAGACACCAUACAUGAAUUGAAUUUGAAUGAUCUACCACGCCAAGAAUUGAACGUAUUAUGCACUGAGUCUAUUGUGUUGUACAUGAAAACCUUAUCGCUAUUAGCUUAUGCCAUGCAUUUGACUUCUAAGUGGUGGCAUGAGUCGGUGGAUAAAAACUGUCCCUUAAAGCUAAAUGUGUUAGUUCAAUGGAUAAGGGAGAGAUUCAAUGAAUGUUUAGGAAAGGCGGAAUUUUUAAGGAUUAAAAUUCAAUCAAUUCAAUUACAGAGUGACGAUAAUCGGCCCUUAGGAUUGGUUGAUGUAGAGAGCCCUGAGCCUGUAUUUGUAGAAAAGUUAAUAUAUGAUAGAGCUCUGGACAUAUCAAAAUCAGCCGCAAAGAUGGAGAUACAAGGAGAAUUCCUAGAGAGUUGCGAGGUAGCGUAUUCUACUUCAUUAUGGAUGUUGGAAGCUUUACUAGACGAUAUAAACGAAGAAGACAACUAUGAUGCCGAUAACCUAGGUCACACAGGCGUUUUAGACAACUCUGAUAAGGACAUGAUCAAGAAAUACAUUGAUAGCAUUGCUAACCGUUUAAAAGCGCUAAGAAAAAAGAUUGGUCGCUAA
Molecule: messenger RNA, 3201 nt
Organism: Eremothecium cymbalariae DBVPG#7215
Lineage: Eukaryota; Fungi; Ascomycota; Saccharomycetes; Saccharomycetales; Saccharomycetaceae
Gene: ATG1
Product: serine/threonine protein kinase ATG1
Exons: 1
Coding region: 1-3201 (1066 amino acids)
Biological process (GO): autophagy; autophagosome organization; protein autophosphorylation
Cellular component (GO): autophagosome; cytoplasm
Molecular function (GO): protein serine/threonine kinase activity; ATP binding
Source: RefSeq, a predicted model, not a curated record